Pipra filicauda (Wire-tailed manakin) is the source of this 3153-nucleotide messenger RNA. RefSeq names its product ETS transcription factor ELK3 (gene ELK3). The record is from RefSeq and is a predicted model, not a curated record. Gene Ontology annotation, cellular component: nucleus. Gene Ontology annotation, biological process: cell differentiation; regulation of transcription by RNA polymerase II. The coding region runs from base 420 to 1643 and encodes 407 amino acids. The transcript has 5 exons. Gene Ontology annotation, molecular function: DNA-binding transcription factor activity, RNA polymerase II-specific; sequence-specific DNA binding. Lineage: Eukaryota; Metazoa; Chordata; Aves; Passeriformes; Pipridae.
GAGCCGGCGGAGUUACCGCUGCCUGUGUUACUAUGCGUGUGUCUUAUGUUACAGCCAUGCUGCACAUCGACGGCCAGAGCGAGGGGCGCGGGGAGGAAAAGGCUGUUUACACAGACUGCAAACCGCCCGGGGAAUAGUGCGGGAGAGGAAGUGAGCCGGGCCGCUGUCUGACUGCCCCGGCUUCCUGCUCGCUCCCUCACACGGGCAGGCGCUCACACACACACACACACACACACACACACACGCACCGGCCCAAGGGACAAAAAAAAGAGAGAGAGAAAAAAGGGGAAAAAAUCAGGAUCUCAUUACUAGAACAACAGAGCGUCUGCAGAAGACUGUCAGCAUGGAGAACCGGGGGAUUUUACCCAGCUCCCUCUAAACUACCAGGAGAGAGCGGAAAAGUCCCUCAGCCGCUGGGUAUGGAGAGUGCAAUCACACUGUGGCAGUUCCUUUUGCAGUUGCUGCUAGACCAGAAACAUGAGCACCUGAUUUGCUGGACGUCUAAUGAUGGCGAAUUCAAGCUACUCAAGGCAGAAGAAGUGGCUAAGCUGUGGGGACUCAGAAAAAACAAAACUAAUAUGAAUUAUGACAAGCUGAGCCGAGCGCUCAGAUACUAUUAUGACAAGAACAUCAUCAAGAAAGUGAUCGGACAAAAAUUUGUAUACAAGUUUGUCUCCUUUCCUGAGAUUUUAAAAAUGGAUCCACAUGCUGUGGAAAUCAGCAGAGAGAGCCUUUUGCUGCAGGACAGCGACUGUAAUAUGCCUUCUGAGAGCAGGGAUCAGCACAAGCACAGCUUGUCAGCACUGAAAAGCACAAGCCGUAAUGAAUAUAUCCACUCUGGCCUGUACUCCUCUUUCACUAUCAACUCUCUGCAGAACCAGCCAGACCCUUACAAGCCAAUCAAAACAGAAAAACUGGAGGAGAAGUCAGAAGGAAACAUACCAGUCGAAGAAGUUCGGACUGUUAUCAGAUUUGUGACAAACAAAACAGACAAACAAGUUACGAGGCCUGUGGUGUCAUUGCCUUCUACUUCUGAAACAGCAGCUGCCUCUGCUUUCCUCAGCUCUUCAGUAUCAGCUAAAAUAUCUUCCUUAAUGCUACCCAACAGUGCCAGCAUUUCAUCUCCAUCAUCAUCUUCCUCCAGAUCGCCUUCUCUGUCUCCCACCUCACCCCUCCCUGCAGAACACAGGAGCUUCUUCCUUGAGUCCAGUUGCCACGACUCAGAUUCCCUUGAGCCUCUGAACCUCUCCUCAGGCUCCAAGGCAAAAUCUUCAUCUCUUCCCCCAAAGGCUAAAAAACCCAAAGGCUUGGAAAUUUCUGCCCCACCUAUGGUUCUCUCCAGCACCGACAUCGGUUCCAUCGCCCUCAACAGCCCUGCGCUUCCUUCGGGAUCCCUGACUCCAGCUUUCUUCACUGCACAGACCCCCAAUGGAUUAUUGCUGACCCCCAGCCCGCUGCUGUCUAGCAUUCAUUUCUGGAGCAGCCUCAGUCCUGUUGCUCCUCUGAGUCCUGCCAGGCUGCAGGGACCAAACACUCUCUUCCAGUUUCCAACUCUGCUAAAUGGUCACAUACCAGUGCCACUCCCCAGUCUGGACAGAGCCUCUUCACCAGUACUGCUUUCUCCAAACGCUCAGAAAUCCUGAUGAUGCCUCAUCGUGCCAAGGACGUACUGGUGGAUUUAACACUUCAUUCCUAUGGGCUAGUUUUUCCUGUGUUAUGAGAAGGACAUUGUGAAACCCUUUAUUACUUCGGUUUGCACUUUUCAUUACAUGGAUAAUCUACUUUUAUUAUGUUAGCAUUUUUCAACAGUGUUUAUAUAUAAAAGUAUAUAUAAAUCUGUUAUGCAUUAAAUGAAUUAUAAUUUUUUUAUAUCAUAGCUCUCAAGUGUUGAACACUUCUGUUGUUGAAGUACUUUUCUUAAUGUUUUGCAACAAUGUAUCUAAUAGGGAUGUGAAGCUUCUUUUUAAUCCCUUUUCCUGCAUAUUAUGCAUUGUGCUUGUGUAAACUAUAACCGGCUGUGCCUUCUUUUGCAUAAAGUCAUGUAAAUGAUUUAUAUAUUUUCUAGUAUUAAGAUAAAAAGUUGAAAGAAAAAAACUAGUAUUGAACAGCCCUAUGAUAGUAUUUCAGUAUUUUCUCCAUGGAUAGGCCAUAUGAUGCAGUGUAUUAAUGUAACUUUGUAUUAAGUGCUUUCAAAUUGUAUAAAAAUAGCCUUAUAAUUUUUGUUUGCUGAAGAAAUGAAAAACGUAAUCCAUGUUACAGUCAGGAGAUGUAGUUAGGAGUAACAAAGCCACAUUUAUGCCCAGGUUCUUCUGGCGAGUUGCAACAGGGAAGAACUGGGCUGUGUACGUUCGAGACAUUUCCAGCAUUUGAGAAUACUUCUGUAGAAAAGGAGACAUUGCUCAAAAUUUAUCUGGCCUAUACUUCUUAUGAACUGUCAACAGUACAGCUGGAAAGACUGCAGGUAACCUCUGUCCUCCUAGGGAAUGAGGAUCAUUCCUGAUAGAGAAUUUCCAGGUGCUUUGUUCAGCCAUGCCAAGUGCCUUCUACUACUUACCUGGAAAGAUUAUUGUAGCUACUCAAGCUCAGAAGGUCACAUUUCCCCUUCCCCCAAAGCUGGAAAAGUUACAGGUCUGUAAAUUAAUGCCUGGUGCUUGCAAAGAGGCAGAGACUGUACAUGUGGGAUGUUUAUGUAUAAACAGCUGAAUUCUGGAUGAAAAAACAGCACUGUGUUACUAUAUAUUUGUAACUUGAACUUUCUGGGUAUGUUCUCUGCCUUGAGGUGAUGGCUUAGUCAUCUAAAUGUCAGGUUAGGAUUAGGCCAGACUCCCUGGCACCACAGAUUCUAAUCUUGGCAGGGCUGAUGCAAAUCUUCAUUUUUCUGAGGUGGCUAAAUUGGGCUGAAUGCAGCUUUACCUUGUAGGUUUUUCAGAUGAGACCUUCAAAAACCAAACCAAAAUCAGAAUCCCGUUUGCGACAGGUCAUUAGAGCCUCUACUUUGCUUUCUGGCCAAAAGACCGUUCUUUUUGAAAUGUAUGCAGUGAGUUUGCUGAUUUUCUGCUUGGAUGCAUUUCAGUGAUGAUGUGUGUAGUUAAUUGUAAAGUGCUUUUGGAUCCUUCAACCUGAAAGGUGCUAAAUAAACAUUUUAUUAAUGCA